Molecule: messenger RNA, 617 nt
Organism: Dermacentor andersoni
Lineage: Eukaryota; Metazoa; Arthropoda; Arachnida; Ixodida; Ixodidae
Biological process (GO): transmembrane transport
Cellular component (GO): membrane
Molecular function (GO): ABC-type transporter activity; ATP binding
Source: RefSeq, a predicted model, not a curated record
ACUCUCCAGUUGCACGUGCUACGACUUCCUCUGGAUACAUUGUGUCCGUCAUGGGUGUUGACUGCACCAUUCUCGCGUUCAGCGCCCAGCUCAUUCUGCUACCUCUGUCCGGCCUGCUCACCUUGCCAAUCGUCAUCUACAUGCUGACCACUCGAGUGGGUAUGGGUCCAGGAUUGAGCUGUGGGUCUGUGCUACUGGCCGCGCUGAUUGGAUUUUGGAUCGCAGUGAUGUCGUAUUACAGCCUCCAGCGGCGCAGCAUGAAACUUCGUGACGACCGGCUGAAGUGCAUGCUCGACCUGCUCAGUUCCAUACGAACCGUGAAGAUGUAUGCGUGGGAACAAAGUCACCUUGACUCCCUAAAACGCCUGAGGGAAAGAGAGUUGAGGCACGUUCUCAAAGUCAACGUUAUCAAUGGAACUGUGGACGCUGUCUACAGUGCACUGAGUUCUUUGUUGAUCAUCAUAAUGUACGGGUCACUGGCUCUUCUGGACCCGACUCGGCUGUUGACCGCUUCCGAGGCAUUCUCUUGUAUCUACCUCCUAUCACUGAUCGAAGGUUUCUGUGCUACAUUGACGAUCGCCAUGAGGACAAUAAAUGCGGAGUCAACACUGAACUAG